CGACGAGUGCAGCGCACGGCUACGUUAAAUGACUUUCCCCUUUACCAUUAACGGCAAUGCAUACUCAGACACCCUGAGCUUAAGUUAGUGUACAUCAAGGGGAAUACACUGCCAUGGAGCAAAAUCACAAACAAGAGGAACAGAGCGAACUGUACGCCGGCUUCAGCACGGCUUUUAAAUCGUUCGCUACAGAGGCGAUCCACGUCGGUCAAGAGCCGGAGCAAUGGAAGUCCAUGGCUGUGGUGCCACCGAUAUCUCUGUCUACCACGUUCAAGCAGAAUGGACCAGGAAACCAUGCUGGGUUUGAGUAUAGCCGGAGUGGAAACCCUACAAGAAACUGUCUGGAGAAGGCUGUGGCUGCUUUGGAUGGAGCAAAGUAUUGUCUUGCUGUUGCCUCAGGGCUGGCGGCCACAGUGACCAUCACGCACAUGCUCAAAGCCGGUGAUGGCAUCGUCUGCAUGGAUGAUGUGUAUGGAGGCACAAACCGCUACUUCCAAAAGAUCGCCAGGGAAUUUGGUCUGGAGGUGUCUUUUGCCGACUGUACAAAGCCGGAGAAGCUGAAGGCGGCUCUGAAAAACAACACCAAAAUGGUGUGGAUUGAGACACCCACCAACCCCACCAUGAAGGUUGUUGACAUCAGAGCCUGUUCUGAGCUGGUUCACAAACACAGCAAGGACAUAGUGGUGGUUGUGGACAACACCUUCAUGUCAGCUUACUUCCAGCGCCCCUUGGCUUUGGGAGCUGAUAUCUGCAUGUACUCAGCCACCAAAUAUAUGAACGGACACAGCGACGUUGUAAUGGGUCUGAUAUCUGUGAGUCGGGAGGAUCUUCAUGAAAGACUAAAGUUUCUGCAAAACGCACUUGGAGGUGUUCCCUCUCCCUUCGACUGCUACCUCUGUAACCGAGGCCUGAAGACGCUACACCUGCGGAUGGAGCGGCACUUCAAGAAUGCCAUGGCUGUGGCUAAGUUCCUGGAGGCUGAUCCCCGGGUGGAACGUGUUAUCUUCCCAGGUCUGCCGUCUCACCCUCAGUAUGACGUUAUGAGGAGACAGUGCACCGGAUGUCCAGGGAUGAUCACCUUCUACAUUAAGGGGGAACUGGAGCAUGCGUCUGCCUUCCUCAGUAAUCUCAAAAUGUUUGCAAUAGCCGAGAGUCUUGGGGGUUAUGAAAGUUUAGCAGAACAUCCGGCAAUAAUGACUCACGCGUCAGUUCCGGAAAAAGAAAGGGGCAUCCUAGGAAUCAGUGACACACUGAUCCGGCUCUCUGUGGGACUGGAGGAUGAGGCUGACAUCAUUGAAGAUGUGGAGCAAGCACUGGAUGCUGCUCAUCCAAAGAAGAAGUGAGCAGGCUGGCGUUGAAGCAGCCAGAGAGGAUGAUGCUCGGAGGUACACGAAGUCUUAAAAUCAGUGCAGAUCAACAUGUGGUACCUCAGCUAUGCGCACAAACAGCAGAGAUUCACCUAUCAGGGAACAGCUUAUAAAAACAAAAAUAAUUAUACUUCCAGUGAAUAAUUGACACAAUUGUAACAUCAGAAUCUGAUGCCAAUUGUACCAGAAUCUCUCUUUAAAUCCUAUUUAUCUGAUGCUGGUUUUGCAUUGUUUUUAUGUUUGUGAGUUUUAUGUUUUAAUUCAGUUCUGUUUGGAAGGCUUUAAUGUGGCAUUCACCAAUCAAGAUUCUGCAGGAAAAUCACCAAACACUGUAUUUACUGUAUCUUUUCACUGUAUAAUCCUGUGCUCUUCAGGAUGCAUCCUAGUUUUCACGCUCAUAACGGUCUGCAAGUGAACCAUUUUAUGUCACCUCUAAUUAAUGAAGCUGUAAUCUGUUUGAAUUACCCUUUUUAUUAGCAGUGCCACAGUGUGCUCUUCAAAAGACAGAUGUGUUCUAAUUAAUCUGACUAAGCAGACUUAUACUGGCACAGCUAAUGCUCCAUGUACUGCCAUGAAUUCACACAUUCUCCAGCUGAAAUCCAUGAAAUAGCUCACAUAUUUCUAUGAGAAUACAUAAAACAUCUCUUGCAAAAGGAAGAGAAACUAGCAUAUUUAGCUAGACUAGAAACUUCAUAUUAUGCUUCAUUAGGCCUUACAAAGAGAAUAUCCUUCAAUUUUGAUUAUUUUCACGAUUUAUUCCCAAUGAAUGAUACGUGCACAUACUUAUUUGGAGCAACACUGCAGAGUAAUAACAAUGUUGAUUUUUUUUUUUACUGUAAUAACUUAAGAUGGUUAAAUGGAUGUUUAUCAGGAAACCGUUCAACAAAAAGUCUCACGUCUUUUUGCAAAAUCCAGUCAAAGCAUUUACUCCAAUGACAAAUCCAAAAACGGUUUCCAUGUCCGCACUCAAAUGUGUAUCUCUGAAAAAAUCGACCCAGCACUCCCUCCUUCAUCCUUCUCCUCUUAUUCCCCCAUCACAUCAAUGCUUAGUGCUCGCUUCAUUUGGGACAGACCACUCAAGAUCAAUGUGAUUAUGUAACCGACAAAUCCAUUAAAAUCAGUUUGCUGUACAAGUC
Notolabrus celidotus (New Zealand spotty) is the source of this 2503-nucleotide messenger RNA. RefSeq names its product cystathionase (cystathionine gamma-lyase) (gene cth). Gene Ontology annotation, biological process: transsulfuration. Gene Ontology annotation, cellular component: cytoplasm. Bases 114 to 1343 code for a protein of 409 amino acids. The transcript is spliced from 12 exons. Lineage: Eukaryota; Metazoa; Chordata; Actinopteri; Labriformes; Labridae. Gene Ontology annotation, molecular function: cystathionine gamma-lyase activity; pyridoxal phosphate binding. The record is from RefSeq and is a predicted model, not a curated record.